AUGACGGAACUGAACCCCGGCUUCACCUUCGAUUUGGGCCCAGGAUCUGUCGAGGUCCAAGCUCCUUGGGAAUUUAGCGGGGCCCUUGUGGAUGCGGAGAAGCCAGCGUCCCAUGCAACGACCAUCGACCAGAAGAUCAGGAAGCGGGUGGGGGAGGUGAGGGGCAGCGGUCGCCAGCCGGGCCGAGUGGCUGCCAUCGACAGCGAGCAGGAGUCCUCCAGCGACAGCGACAGCGCAUCAGACGAUGAGGGUGCCAGCGACAGCGACGCCCCGCUCCCGGGGGAGGAGGACGGCAGCGAUGGGUCCGAGGAGGAGGAGGGCGUCGCCGAUGACUCGGACGAUGCCGAGGUAAACACCGACACCGAGGACGACGAAGGCGAGGGGCCAAGCGGCGAAGAUGCCGAGUCUCAGGAGUCUGACGAGGGUGCGGAGGGGCCUCGACAACCCAAGGGAACUGCGUCAGACCCUCCCGCCCGACCAAGCAAGCGGCCUGCGGAGGAGGCAGGCGCAGCGGGGCCGGCCAAGAGGCAGGUCGGACCAGUGCCGCGCGGCAAGGCCGGGGGCUUCUACGCAGCGACGCCAGAGGGCACCACCUUUGCAGCCAAGACAUUCGCGGAGCUGAACCUGUCCAAGCCCCUUGUGAAGGCUUGCCAGGCGCUGGGCUACACCCACCCCACCCCCAUCCAGGCGGCGUGCAUCCCGCUGGCCCUGACGGGGCGUGACAUCAGCGGCAGCGCGGUCACCGGGUCCGGCAAGACGGCGGCCUUCAUGUUGCCCCUGCUGGAGCGCCUGCUGCAUCGAAGCCGCCGCCUGGCCGCCAUGUACGUCCUGGUGCUGACUCCGGUGCGAGAGCUGGCGGUGCAGAUCCACUCCAUGACGCAGAAGCUGGCGCAGUUCACCGACAUUCGCGCCGCGCUGGUGGUGGGGGGGCUGUCGCUCCAGGCUCAGGCCGCCAGCCUGAGGACCAGCCCCGAGAUUGUGGUGGGGACGCCGGGCCGGGUGAUCGACCACGUGCGGAACACCCAGUCCGUGGGCCUGGAGGACCUCCAGGCGCUGAUUCUGGAUGAGGCCGACCGCCUGCUGGAGAUGGGGUUUGCCGAUGAGAUCAAGGAGAUCGUGAGGCUGGCGCCCCGGAAACGCCAGACCAUGCUCUUCUCGGCCACCAUGACGGAGGAGGUGAAGAAGCUGGUGGCGGUGUCCCUGAACCGCCCUGUGCGCCUGGCCGCCGAUGCCACGGCAGCCGCGCCCAAGGAGUUGACGCAGGAGAUCCUGCGGCUCAAGGGCGCCGAGGCGAGCCAGAAGGAGGCAGUGCUGCUCGCGCUGUGCUCGCGCACCUUUGCCUCGGGGCGCACCAUCGUCUUCUUCUCCACGAAGCAGCGCGCACACCGCAUGAAGAUCCUGUUUGGCCUGGGCGGGCUGGCCUCCGCCGCCGAGCUGCACGGUGACAUGACCCAGGCGGCGCGCCUGCAGAGCCUGGAGGCCUUUCGCCGUGGCGAGGCCGCUUUCCUGCUGGCCACCGACGUCGCCUCGCGCGGGCUGGACAUCCUCGGCGUGGAGACCGUGAUCAACUUUGACGCGCCCAAGCAGCUCCCCGCCUACCUGCACAGGGUGGGGCGCACCGCGCGGGCGGGGGCGCUGGGGCGGUCGGUGACCUUUGUGGAGGACGAGGACCGCGCGCUGCUCAAGGCCGUGGUGAAGGGCACGGGGGUGCAGCUGCAGCAGCGCCAGGUGCCGGCCGUCGCCGUGGCGGCCUGGCAGGACCGCGUGGAGCGCAUGAGCGACGACGUGCGCUCCGUCAUCUUCGAGGAGCGCGACGAGCGGCACCUGCGCCGGGCGGAGAUGGAGACGCAGAAGGCUGCCAACCUGAUCGAGCACGAGUCCGAGAUCUUCUCGCGCCCAGCGCGCACCUGGUUCCAGUCGGAAAAGGAGAAGCGGUCGGCGGCGGAGGCGGCGCGGGUGGCGGACACGCCGCUGACCGGCAAGCAGCAGAAGAACCGCGACAAGUACCAGAAGAAGGUGGACAUGAAGGCGCGCGCGGCGGCGGAGGCGGCGGAGCGCAAGCAGGGUAACCGAUUGAUGGAAGAGACGGAGGGCCUGAGCCGGACCAUCCGCGCCAUCAAGUCCAGGGAGAAGACCCUGCGCAUGACCGGCAUUGGCGGGGCCAAGACGGGGAAGAUGGCGGCCGGCAUGGUGACCGGGGUCAAGAAGAAGCAGGGCAAGAAGAAGAGCAAGGAUGAGCUCUUCAAUGGCGAUGGCAUUGACAACAAUGGCCCAGCACCGACGGGGAAGACCCAGGUGUACGCAGGGGGUGCCCGUAGUAGCAAGGCCGCCGUGAGUUGGCUGAGAACCGGCAAGCCGUCCAACAAGCUCUCUAAGGCCGAGCUGGCACGGCAAAAACGUGGUGGGAAGGGGCGCCACGUCUUCAAGAGCAAGGCCAAGCACAGGAGACGCUGA
Messenger RNA from Auxenochlorella protothecoides, 2454 nucleotides. Its product is annotated as DEAD-box ATP-dependent RNA helicase 28. The transcript has 12 exons. Gene Ontology annotation, molecular function: RNA helicase activity; ATP binding; nucleic acid binding. The record is from RefSeq and is a predicted model, not a curated record. The coding region runs from base 1 to 2454 and encodes 817 amino acids. Lineage: Eukaryota; Viridiplantae; Chlorophyta; Trebouxiophyceae; Chlorellales; Chlorellaceae.